GAGCUCGCGCGCGGGUCAUGUGACUUGAGAGUCAUGGCGGAGAGGAGCGCACAUCAGCGCACCGCAGCCGCGCUCCUCUGCACCGGGGCACUUCUCCUCUGCGCCACCACCGCGUCCGCGUUUCCUCUGAGCCCCGGAGAACAACUAAUACAACAAAUACAACAACAACAAGAACAACAAAAACAACUACUACAACAACAAGAACAUCUACUACAAGAAAUAGAACAACGACAACAACAAGAACGACAAAAACAACUACUGCAACAACAAGAACAACUACGACAAGAAAUAGAACAACAACAACGACAACAAGAACGACAGCGAGAACAACGACAACCACAACAACAACAACAACAACGGGACAAAUGCGGAUACGAGUCGUGUCACGUGACCAAACCGGGCCUGCUGAACGUGCACCUGGUCCCUCACACUCACGACGACGUGGGCUGGCUCAAGACCGUGGACCAGUACUUCUACGGAGACCGUAACGACAUCCAGCACGCCGGGGUGCAGUACAUCCUGGACUCUGUGGUGGAGCAGCUCCUGAAGAACCACGAGCGCCGCUUCAUCUACGUGGAGACGGCGUUUUUCUACCGAUGGUGGAAACGACAGAACCAGGACAUGAAGAACGACGUGAGGACACUCGUCAACCAAGGGCGUCUGGAGUUCGUGAACGGGGGCUGGGUCAUGAGUGACGAGGCGUCCACACACUACAGCUCUGUGAUCGAUCAGAUGACCCUGGGGCUGCGCUUCCUCAACCAGACGUUUGGGGAGUGUGGGCGUCCGCGUGUGGCCUGGCACAUCGACCCGUUCGGACACGCGCGCGAACACGCCUCCAUGUUCGCUCAGGUCAACACUUUUACUCAAACAACUAAGAAAAUGAAAAAAAAACAACAACAACUCUUUUUCUCUUUCUCUUUGUCUUUGUGUCCAGGGAUUCUUCCAAACGGGUAUAAUCCUCCGGAGGGUUUUUGUUGGGAUCAGUCCUGUGACGACGCUCCGAUCAGAGACGACCCGGAUCUGGAGGAUUAUAACGUGGACGACGUGGUCCAGCGCUUCCUCCACAUCGCAAAAGCUCAGGCGAACGUUUACAAGACGAACCACAUCGUCAUGACGAUGGGCUCAGACUUUCAGUAUGAAAACGCAAACCUGUGGUACAAGAACCUGGACAAACUGAUCGAUUACGUGAACGAGAGACAGAAGAACGGAAGCAACGUGAACCUGCUCUACUCCACCCCCUCCUGUUACCUCCAGGAACUGCACCGAGCCAACCGCACCUGGGCGUUAAAGACAGAUGAUUUCUUCCCGUACGCCGACGCCGCUCACGACUUCUGGACCGGAUACUUCAGCAGUCGCCCGGCGCUCAAACGCUACGAGAGGCGGAGCAACGGACUCCUGCAGACGUGUAACCAGCUGGAGGUGCUGGGGGGACCUGUGUCCAGGGACGGUCCGUUUGGGAAAGGAGAGACUCUCACCAUGAAAAAGUCUCUGGCCGUGGCUCAGCAUCACGACGCAGUGUCAGGGACGUCCAAACAACACGUCGCCAACGACUACGCACGAAGACUGGCCAACGGCUGGAACACCUGUCAGGUGGUGGUGAGUAACAGUCUCUCAGCUCUGAGUGGAUCUGCUGCUCCCAGAGUUUACUGUGACCUCCUGAACAUCAGCGUGUGCAGCUUCACCGAGUCCAGCCCCGAGUUCACGGUGACGGUGUUUAAUCCGCUCGGCCGCUCGCUGCUGUGGCCGGUCAGGCUCCCGGUGAACGGGAGCAGAUAUUCCGUCUCUGAUCCGGGCGGGAACCCCGUGGACAGUCAGGUGGCGCCGGUGUCCGACUCCACCCGCGACCUGAGGAGGGGGCGGGGCUUCGCCGUGAACGAGCUCGUGUUCGAGGUUCAGGCUCCGCCCCUCGGCUUCAGCUCCUACACGGUGUCCCAGAGCCAGGACCGGACCGGGAUCAAGACCGGACUGAACCGGAACCAGACCAGAGCCGAGACCAGAGCCAAGACCGGACUGAACCAGGGACCAGUGCAGAUAGAGAACAAGUUUGUCAGAGCGACCUUUGACCCGGACACUGGUCUGUUGUCUGGACUCAUGAACCUGGAGACCAAACAGAAAAUCGACCUGACCCAGAACUUCUACUGGUACAACGGGAGCGACGGGAACAACAGUGACAGUGAUCAGCCGUCAGGAGCCUACAUCUUCAGACCGAACUCCUCCACUCCGUUUGUCAUCAGCAAAACCGCCAAGAUUCAACUUAUACAGACGUCUGUGGUGCAGGAGGUGCGUCAGGUCUUCAGUUCGUGGGUGUCUCAGGUGGUUCGUCUGUACUCGGGCAGCAGAGCUCUGGAGCUGGAGUGGACCGUCGGCCCGGUGCCCGUCCAGGAUGAUCUGGGGAAGGAGGUGAUGACUCGACUCGACACAAACAUCAAAUCGGGAGGAGUUUUCUUCACCGACUCCAACGGACGCGAGCUGCUCAGGAGAAGGAAAGAUUUCCGCCCGACGUGGAAACUGAAACAGUCUGAGCCCAUCGCUGGAAACUAUUACCCCAUAAACUCCAGAGCCUUUAUCACCGACGAGGAGAAGCAGCUGACCGUGGUGACCGACCGAUCCCAGGGAGGCAGCAGCAUCCAGAACGGCUCCCUGGAAAUCAUGCUUCACCGGCGUCUGUUGUACGACGACGUCCGCGGGGUGGCGGAGCCGUUAAACGAGACGUCGGAGCUGUUUCCAGACGGUCUGGUGGUGCGCGGGACUCUGCUUCUGUCCCUGGACCCGCCCAAGAGCGCCGCGGACAAACACCGCCCCCUGGGGCAGGAGACGGUACUGCAGCCUCUGCUCUCCUUCACCAAAGGCAAACCGGAGCCCAGCGCCAAACUCACCUUCUCGGGCCUCCAGGCUGCGCUGCCCCCUGCUGUUCACCUGCUCACUCUGUCUCAGUGGGACUCGGACUCGGUGCUGCUGAGGCUGGAGCAUCAGUUCCAGACCCGGGAGAGUCGAACCAACUCAGAACCCGUCACCGUGAACCUGCAGAAGUUGUUUUCCACCCUGGAGGUUCUCGGCUUCUCUGAGCUCAACCUCUCGGCCAAUCAGUGGAAAGAAGACGUGAAGAGAUUUGACUGGACGCCAGAGACAGAAGAGGAGAAGUGGGAGCAGAAGUCGUCUGUGGAUCCUUCGUUUUGGGACGUGACUCUGAGGCCGAUGGAGAUCCGCACGUUCCUCCUCAGAGUCCGAGUCCGAGUCUGAGUCCAAGUCCGGGUCCGAGUCCGAGUCUGAGUCUGAGUCUGAACUUCUGUCACUGCGGCGAAACUCUGCACCAGCUCGUCUUAAAACGAAGAUUCUGCUGAACCUGUUUUUAAAUUUUUUUUUUUAAACUCCCCCCCCCGUGUUAAAACGUUCUCUCGUCAAAGCUCCUCGUGAAGGUUUCAGAUCACGAGUCUCCGACCUUUUUCCUGCUUUUUGUAAAACGAAAAACGCCGGAGCUGCUCAUUUUAACGAUCGACAGAAAUUUUGUAAAUAAAAAAGUCGCGGAAAAGCCGAAAAUGAAGCACAAAAUUCUACAUUUAUUAAAAAAACAAACAAAAAAAAAAGGCUAGAGACUCCCGUUUUAGAGUCAUCCGUGUGUGUUUGAGUCAUCUAGAGAUCUCUCCUGGGUCUCUCCUCUUCCAAACCCUGCUGUACGAGGCUCCGCCCACAAGCCCACGUCACGACAAUUCUCCAGAAAAAAAACAGAAACUCGACAAACCUGUUCUGUGUUUUCAACCGUCGCUUUAAAAUAUCGACGUAAAAGAUGAACGACGCGAAUCUGUGUGUCAUUUGUUCAGCUGUUUUUCAAAAUAAAACUAAAAAUGAGAAAAUGGAAAACAAAUUUU
Boleophthalmus pectinirostris (great blue-spotted mudskipper) is the source of this 3866-nucleotide messenger RNA. RefSeq names its product mannosidase, alpha, class 2B, member 1 (gene man2b1). The record is from RefSeq and is a predicted model, not a curated record. NCBI's taxonomy places the organism in Eukaryota, Metazoa, Chordata, Actinopteri, Gobiiformes, Gobiidae. Gene Ontology annotation, biological process: mannose metabolic process. Gene Ontology annotation, molecular function: carbohydrate binding; alpha-mannosidase activity. Gene Ontology annotation, cellular component: lysosome.